Branchiostoma belcheri (Belcher's lancelet) is the source of this 3619-nucleotide messenger RNA. RefSeq names its product carnitine O-acetyltransferase-like. NCBI's taxonomy places the organism in Eukaryota, Metazoa, Chordata, Leptocardii, Amphioxiformes, Branchiostomatidae. The coding region runs from base 277 to 2256 and encodes 659 amino acids. The record is from RefSeq and is a predicted model, not a curated record. The transcript is spliced from 15 exons. Gene Ontology annotation, molecular function: carnitine O-acetyltransferase activity. Gene Ontology annotation, cellular component: peroxisome. Gene Ontology annotation, biological process: carnitine metabolic process, CoA-linked.
UCUUUCUUGAUAUGGUAACAGAUGCACGUCAUUGAUAGCAUAAUUUCUCAACAAGGCUUCCCCAUCUACAAAUCUGGAUGUAAAUAUGGGCUGACGUCAGGAGUGUGACUAGCAGUGAGGAUCCAUUGACCUAAAUGUACAUCAUGUGACUGGAUAUUUGGUGCAUGUGCUUUUGCCAUUUGUGUUUUCAAAUCAUUAAACCAAGGGGACAGGUAGAACCAACCUGUACCAGUAAAGCAGAUUUCAGAAUCUACCAGACUAAAUCUCCGAGAUACAAUGACUGCCAUCCACUGCUGUUUUCCCAUGUUACACAUCAAUAAGAAGAACAAAGUGGCACCUUUGAAUGCAGGUCCUUCACUUGACAGAAUAAUUGAUGAUGACGCAUUUGAGGUGAAGUCGUUUGGUGCCAAGCAGCAGCCAUGGAAGGCUCCGGAGUUGUUCCGUGGAGCGGUCCUGCCGGCAGGGAGGAUGCUGGCUCACCAGGCCAACCUGCCCCGCCUGCCUGUCCCAGCACUGUCUCAGACUCUGGACAAGUACCUCAGGGCUGUCAGGCCACUGUUAGAGGAGGACGAGUUUCAGCACACAACAAAGUUAGUAGAGGAGUUCGGCAAACCAGGAGGUCUUGGAGAGAGUCUACAGGCCAAACUUCAGAUGAGGGCAUUGGAAAGACAGAGUUGGCUGGCUGACUGGUGGCUCCACACGGCGUACUUGGACUUCCGGAUGCCGGUUGUCAUGCACGUGAGCCCUGGUAUCGUGUGUCCACCUCAGGAGUUUAAUGGUCAGGAGGCACAGCUGAAAUUUGCUGCCAAAAUGGUUGCUGGUCUUCUGGAUUACAAAGUCCAAAUAGACAACCAAUCUGUGCCCAUUGACAAGCUUGGGAAGAACUUCCUGUGCAUGGACCAGUACUACAAACUCUUCUCCGCUUGUCGGAUCCCGGGGGAGCGGCGUGACCAGGUGGUGGUGUACGGACCAGGCAGCAACAUCAGGCCCAGGCACAUCGUGGUGGUGCACAACAACAAGUUCUUUGCCCUAGACGUGUAUGAUGAGAACUGGAAGCCCCUGAGUCAGGACCUGAUCCAUGCACAGCUACAGAAGGUCGUAUACUACUCCAGGUACCCCAGUGAACCUGUGGGCAUUCUCACCACAGAGAACAGGAACACAUGGGGGAAGGUCUACAAGCUGCUGAAGAAAGACAAAGCAAACAAAGCGACGCUGGAUGCCAUCAACAAGGGUAUCUUCAUGCUGUGUCUGGAUCAGGAGGUGUCCAGGGGAGAGGACAGGAAGGCCAGUAUGGCUCACCAGCUCAUGCACGGGGGAGGGAGCAAACUCAACAGUGGGAACAGGUGGUUCGACAAAACACUGCAGUUUACUGUGGGGACAGACGGAGCCAUCGGCCUGACAUAUGAACAUUCCCCUGCUGAAGGUCCUCCCAUCAUCUCCCUGUUAGAUCACAUGGUGGACUACUGCUCUCAAGCUCCAGAAAUAAAGGAGACAACAGUGGAACCUAAGGAGCCUGAAAGACUACCCUUCACUACAAAUGAAAAUAUUCUAGAGGCCAUUGACAAUGCAAAGAGGAACCUUGAUGUCCAAGUGAAGGACUUGGACAUGAAGCCAGUGACCUUCUUUGAAUAUGGAAAGGGCUUCCCUAAGUCACAGAAAAUGAGUCCAGACAGCUACAUCCAAAUUGCCCUGCAGUUAGCCUACUUCAAACUGUACAAGGUUCCCUGUGCGACAUACGAGAGUGGGUCGACACGUAUGUUCCACCUGGGCAGAACGGACACCAUACGGUCAGCGUCUGUGGAGUCACUGGAGUUCUGCAAAGCUAUGGAAGACAGCAGAGUUCCUCCUGGAGAGAAGGUUGCCCUUCUUAAGAAAGCUAUCGAUGGACAUAAGAAAUAUGCCCAGGAGACUGUGAGUGGACAAGGGAUUGACAGGCACCUGCUGGGGCUGAAACUGACGGCAAUCGAGGCAGGCCUGAAUGUGCCUGACCUGUUCAUGGACAGUGCUUAUGAACAGGCCUUACACUUCAAACUUUCCACCAGCCAGGUUCCUUCCAAGCACGACUCGUUCCUGUGCUUCGGACCAGUGGUCCCUGAUGGUUACGGGUUCUGUUACAACCCGAGGGAGGACCACCUCAACUUCUGCAUCUCUGCCUUCUACAGCAGUCCUGAGACUGAUGCUAAUAAACUAGCGGACUCCCUCCACCAGAGUCUGCUGGACAUGCGGGAACUUCUCAGCACUCAGGCCAAACUGUAGCAGGGCUAACUGUGCAGUCACAUUUGUUAUAGGCUGUCGCACAAUGUCAUAGAAUUUUCAAACUGGCUGUGACAGAAUUGACCUCUGACAAGGAUCUUCGAUGUAAGACUGUCACAGCCAUUUCUGUAACAAGAUAGCUAAAGUUUUCACAACAUAUGCAUGCCUAUCCCAAGAAUGCCCUCAGUUUGUGACUGUAUGGCAUUCGUACAACAAAUGUGACUGGGCCCUAAGGUAAUGGGUAUGUCUCUAGGUUUCUCACCAGCAGUUUGAAUGGGUUGAUGUAAUUUGUUCCAUGUUUGUAAAUAAGCUGUCUUCUCCAACCUAUCCACACCAUCAUAAUAGCAAAAGUUGCUGUGCCUUUUUCUGACUGAAUCAUUACAAUGGCAAAUUCUUCUUCCAACUCAACUAAUCCACCAACUCGUAGACUGAAAUAAGCUGUUUAGCAAACAGAGUGUUGCAUUGUAUAGGAUAGUUAUCACUGGGACAAGUCUUGUGUACAAUGUACGUUAUCAUUUAAGUAGUAUAUUUCAGUUGCUGUUUUUGAAAUUAUUUAAAACAUGUCUAUAACAUGUACAAGUUUAGUUGUUAGAGUGGUUUUGCAGUUCAUGAUCAGUGUGCUGUUUUACAAAGUUUGGGACUCUUAGCUUUAAAGAUGGAUGGAAUAUUGCCAAAUUUUAUGUAACCUGUGCAUUGAUAUUUGAAUCUUAAAUACUACCACAAAUACACAUGUUCCCCUGGUCAACAAAAAGAAAAUGACAAGCUGAAUGCAUCCUUUGACCAGAAUAUAUCAAUCAAGUAACUUGAGGAGUGUCUGUCGUAUAGAAUUAGUUGUGAAAAAGUAAGCACAUGUUUUAAUCAAAUGGACAUGUUACAGUCAACUAAUUUUGCUAUUUGUACAGAAUUUUUUAGGCUGUAGAUAGGAUUUGUGUUACAAACUUAGUCUACUAAACAAAGUCUAUGCCAGUGUUUAUGUGCAAUGAUAAAUAAUAUGCCCAGUACAUACAAUAGAGUUGGCAUCAAUCAUGACAGACUACUCAAUGUCAUGUACUGUUCUUUCUUCCAAAGACAUGUACAUGUGUGCUGCAUUGCAUUCUUCAGAAAAUAUUUUCAUCACUUUUUGUAAAUUUUGGUGACAUAUCAGAUGUAAGCUUAUAUUUCAUAACUUGUUUUAACUAAACAUGAUGAGUGUGUUUCACAAUCUCUACAUGCCAGCUGAGUAGGCUGUUCUGUUGAGAUUUUUUACAGUACUCUGGAGUACAGAAGAGAGAAAAGUGUACAGAGGAAUUCAACAAAAUGUGUAUGGCCUGUAUGAUUAUGCAGUGAAUCAAUUAAUUUAUCAGAAAUAAUAAAAUGCUAUCAACAC